AUGUUCUUCGUCCACUCGCUUUCAAAAAUUGAGUCCUUUGUCCUCUUGUUCAUGGCCUUUGACCGCUUCAUCGCAAUUUGUAACCCACUGAGGUUCACCUCCAUCUUAACUCCACCGAGAAUAUCAAAGAUGGGCCUGGUGGCUGUGGUAAGAUCGGUGGCCCUAAUACUCCCACUCCCCAUUCUCCUGAAAUGGUUCCGAUACUGUCGAGACAAUGUCCUCACCCAUUCCUACUGCCUGCACCAGGACAUCAUGAAGGCGGCUUGUUCAGACACCUCAGUGAACAGCAUCUAUGGCUUGUUUGUUAAAGACAUCACGGUUGGGUUGGACUCGUUCCUCAUCUUCCUCUCUUAUGUGAUGAUCCUCAAAACAGUGCUGAGUAUCACAUCCCACAGAGAGUGCCUCAGGGCCCUGAACACCUGUGUCUCCCAUCUCUGCGCUGUCCUGCUCUUCUACAUAUCAGACAUUGGCCUGUCUUUGAUACACAGAUUUGGAAAUAGCUCUACUCACUUGCUUCAGAUUAUCCUGGGCUACAUCUACCUGCUGGUCCCGCCCCUGAUGAACCCAAUUGUGUACAGUGUGAAAAGCAAAUACCUGCGUGAGAGGAUAAUCAGGGCAUUUGUCAAGUGA
Messenger RNA from Chelonia mydas (Green sea turtle), 630 nucleotides. RefSeq names its product olfactory receptor 51G1-like. Gene Ontology annotation, biological process: G protein-coupled receptor signaling pathway. NCBI's taxonomy places the organism in Eukaryota, Metazoa, Chordata, Testudines, Cheloniidae. The coding region runs from base 1 to 630 and encodes 209 amino acids. The transcript has a single exon. Gene Ontology annotation, molecular function: olfactory receptor activity; G protein-coupled receptor activity. The record is from RefSeq and is a predicted model, not a curated record. Gene Ontology annotation, cellular component: membrane.